AUGAUGCAAAAACUUUACGUCGUGGAGGGAAGCCACUGUUUCCGCAAGCUGUGGAAGAUGAGAGCAGAGCAAACCAAAGCCACAAUACCUGAAGCUCAGGUUUUUGCUGUAGAAGAUGUUCAAGAAAAAAUUUAUAAGCCAGCUAUCGCUGACUUUCAGAAAACCUACCUGUCCCUCAAAGACUUCUCCAUCACCCUUGGGACUGUGCAGAGCCAGUUUGAGAAGCUGCUGGGAGAGAAGGAUCAGCUCCUGGAGGAGUUUAAAAUCAUGGAGGACAGCGAAGGGCCAAGGGGUGGAAAAGCUUGCUGGAUCGCAGGUGCUGUGGAGAGGAUUGAAAACUACCUGACCCUCUCUAAAGUGGUGAACACUGCCAAGGUGAUCGAUGCUCUGAGACAGAUGCUUCGGCUGGAGGGGGAUUUCCAGAUUCUCAGUGACCUGACGAAAUACGAAGAGCAGGAAUUCAAGAAGAAGCGUCUUGAUUUUAUGACCCAAGACUUAAUGAAGGUGAAAGAAAGUUUGAGCGACAUUCCCCAGGGAGUCUUGGACUUUUUGAGGGAACUUCUGGAAUGUGCAAAGAAAGGUUUUACCUCCUGGAUCAAGACCAUAAUAAAAGACAAGACGGAAAUCCCUGUAUUUAUGGAGCUGGCAUCGAUUUCUGCAGGAGAAAAUGACAUGGAUAUCAACAGAGUGAAGUUCUUCCGUGAUGCCAUGGCUGCCUCUGCCCCCACCGUAUUAGACCUGAGUCCCACAGCUGGGUUUGACCAGUUCUCUGCAGCUCUGUCUCUCAUCAGAGAAGCCAUCGUGAAAGACAGCAAGCUUCCCAAGAAGCUGAAAGUUUCCUGUGACAACAGGGAGUGGAUACAGAUGGUUCACGACUCUCAUAGCUCUGUGGAGCCUUCUUCGAUCUCUCAAGCCAGAAGCAUCAACAGCAAUGGGAUUUUUACCAUCUUGGCACCUGUGAAAUUCAAGGCUAUGCUUGAGGACUGUGUCUCUUUGCGACUGCUGAAUGAUAGUGAGGAGAGCACAUCUCCAGCAGACCAGAAGGCCAAGAAAUACAGCUUGUCUCAGCUCACGGAGCUCCAGAACAAGCUUAUGUUGAUUGCCACCAAGGUUGAGCAGGGCAGAGAGGAGGCAAACCGUUUCUUGGAGAUACUGGAAAAAGUUGAAAGAAUUGGAAAGUUGUACCUGGAGCUUCUCAGCAUUGGCAACAUCCUCUUCAUCGACUGGAAGGCUGACAUCUACUGCAACCCCCAGCGACGUGUGAAAGUCUACACGGAAUUUGGCAUUGCUGGGAUCCUUGUUCAGAGCACAAGGCCCUUCCUGGAGGAGCUGGACAGCUUCUCUAAAGUGAUGGAGCAUUGCCUGGCAGAGUGGAAGAAGUACCUGGAGACUCAAAGGGACACCUACUAUCAUCUCAACCUAUUCACUGCACACCAGCUCUUCUACUUAUGCAGCCAGCUGGCCAGAGUCCAGAAAGGCAUCGUAGAACCACAGGUGCUCAUCAUGCUUUCCGUCAUCAAGCAUGACAUCAAAGAAGGAGAUAUCAAAAAAGCCCUGGGGGAGGCGCUGAUGACUCCUCUGGACUCUGUGAAUACGUGGGCAGGAGGCGAGAAAUCGGUUACCUGGCAUGACUACAUCAUUCCGUUUCCCCAGUUCAUCAAAAGCUUGGCCGAAUCGGGCUACGAUGAGUCGGUGGCAAAGGCAGCCUUGCAGAGCUGCCUGUCCAGCUCACCCAUCACGGAGCAGAUGCUCAUGGAUUUCGCCUUCGAGCAGGGCGACAACAAGGAGUUGGUUGAAAAGCUCAGCAAGUUCUAUGAGGAGAUGAGAGAAACCUUCCUGCAGAAGAGACGGAAAUUUUAA
Molecule: messenger RNA, 1860 nt
Organism: Pygoscelis adeliae (Adelie penguin)
Lineage: Eukaryota; Metazoa; Chordata; Aves; Sphenisciformes; Spheniscidae
Product: E3 ubiquitin-protein ligase RNF213-like
Exons: 6
Coding region: 1-1860 (619 amino acids)
Molecular function (GO): ATP hydrolysis activity; ubiquitin-protein transferase activity
Source: RefSeq, a predicted model, not a curated record